GUGGCACCGACUCCAUGUUGAGCCGCUACGUCAUCAUCUCGGGAGCUCGCUCGCUCGAGCCGUGAGCGCGCUGUCACCGAGUCUCUGAGGAGACGCUAAAUCAAGGCUUCAGAUUCCAGAGGGUGCUAUGGCGACCUUCCAGGAGUUCAUCCAGCAGAACGAGGACCGCGACGGCGUCCGUUUCAGUUGGAACGUAUGGCCGUCCAGUCGUCUGGAAGCCACGCGAAUGGUGGUUCCUGUGGCCUCCCUCUUCACCCCGCUGAAGGAGCGCCCGGAUCUUCCCCCGAUUCAGUACGAGCCGGUGCUGUGCAGCCGGGCCACGUGCCGAGCUGUGCUCAAUCCUCUGUGUCAAGUGGAUUACAGAGCAAAACUCUGGGCUUGCAACUUCUGCUAUCAGAGAAAUCAGUUCCCACCAACCUACGCUGGGAUAUCCGAGGUCAACCAACCUGCUGAGCUUCUUCCACAGUUCUCCACUAUUGAAUAUGUUGUCCAGCGUGGUCCUCAGAUGCCCCUGAACUUCCUGUAUGUGGUGGACACAUGCAUGGAAGAUGAUGAUCUGCAGGCUCUGAAGGAGUCGCUUCAGAUGUCCCUCAGCCUGUUGCCUCCCACCGCUCUGGUGGGCCUCAUUACGUUUGGACGCAUGGUCCAGGUUCACGAGCUGGGCUGUGAAGGCAUCUCUAAGAGCUAUGUCUUCAGGGGCACCAAAGAUCUCAGCGCUAAACAGCUUCAGGAGAUGCUUGGGUUAACUAAACCCGCUGCGGCACAGGCAGGGCGAGGGCCACAACAGCCUCAGGCUCCUCCUUCGAACAGGUUUCUGCAGCCAGUACAGAAGAUAGAUAUGAAUCUGACAGAUUUGCUGGGAGAGCUGCAGAGAGACCCCUGGCCUGUGACUCAAGGAAAGCGGCCGCUGAGAUCACUCGGAGUGGCUCUUUCCAUUGCUGUCGGUCUGUUAGAGUGCACUUUCCCUAACACAGGUGCUCGCAUCAUGGCUUUCAUCGGUGGACCUGCCACUCAGGGCCCGGGUAUGGUGGUAGGAGAUGAACUGAAAACGCCUAUUAGAUCCUGGCACGACAUUGAGAAAGACAACGCCAAGUUCAUGAAGAAAGGAACUAAACACUAUGAAGCCUUGGCCAACCGCGCUGCUGCCAAUGGACACAUCAUUGAUAUUUAUGCAUGCGCUCUGGAUCAGACAGGAUUACUGGAAAUGAAGUGCUGCACCAACUAUACAGGGGGUUACAUGGUCAUGGCGGACUCUUUCAACACAUCCCUAUUCAAGCAAACUUUCCAGAGAGUUUUCACUAAGGACGUGCAGGGCUCCUUUAAAAUGGCAUUAGCAGGGACUCUCGAGAUUAAGACUUCAAGAGAGAUAAAGAUUUCUGGAGCAAUCGGCCCGUGUGUUUCCCUGAAUGCCAAAGGUCCCUGUGUGUCAGAAAAUGAAAUAGGAACUGGCGGCACAAGUCAGUGGAAGAUUUGCGGACUGGAUCCAAACACCACUCUUGCAUUCUACUUUGAGGUCGUAAAUCAGCACAAUGCUCCUAUCCCACAGGGUGGACGUGGAGCCAUACAGUACGUAACGCAGUACCAGCAUUCUAGCGGGCAGAGGCGCAUUAGAGUGACUACAAUUGCAAGAAACUGGGCUGAUGCGCAAACUCAGAUCCAGAGCAUCGCAGCAUCUUUUGACCAGGAGGCCGCUGCCAUCCUCAUGGCCCGCCUGGCCGUCUAUAGGGCCGAGACGGAGGAGGGCCCGGAUGUUCUGCGCUGGCUGGACCGACAGCUCAUCCGCUUGUGCCAGAAAUUUGGAGAUUAUCAUAAAGACGAUCCCAACUCGUUCCGUUUCUCCGAGACGUUCUCGUUGUAUCCUCAGUUUAUGUUCCAUCUGAGGAGGUCUCCUUUCCUGCAAGUGUUCAACAACAGUCCUGAUGAAAGCACCUAUUACAGACACCAGUUCAUGAGACAGGACCUGACCCAGUCUCUGAUAAUGGUACAGCCCAUCCUGUAUGCGUACUCGUUCAACGGACCACCAGAGCCCGUGUUGCUGGACAGCAGCAGUAUCUUGCCUGACCGCAUCCUCCUCAUGGACACCUUCUUCCAGAUUGUGAUUUACCACGGAGAGACGGUGUCUCAGUGGCGUAAAGCCGGGUACCAGGACAUGCCCGAGUAUGAAAACUUCCGCCACCUGCUUCACGCGCCUGUGGAUGAUGCCCAAGAGCUUCUGCACACUCGAUUCCCCAUGCCACGCUACAUUGACACAGAGCACGGCGGCAGUCAGGCUCGUUUCCUCCUCUCCAAAGUGAAUCCUUCUCAGACUCACAACAACAUGUAUGCAUGGGGUCAGGAGUCUGGCGCACCCAUUCUGACAGACGACGUGAGUCUACAGGUGUUUAUGGAUCAUCUGAAAAAGCUGGCAGUGUCCAGCGCUGCCUAAGAGUCUUUUUCUCAGUAACGCAUAACCAGCAGGUUCACAUUGGCGCUGCCCUCAGUUUUCUCCAUUUAUAUCAUGCACGUAUUCAGCCUAGAUCGAGUCGGUCGUGAAGGAAAGUGCCGUUUUUGAAUGAUUAAUUAUGACAAAAAUGGUAAACACUACAUGUUGAGUACACAUCGGGACAAGACAUUUGUCGCCGUUUUAAUCAGAAUAAAUCUAUUUAGCUACGUGAGCUACAUGGUUAAAAAAAAUAGUUUACACAAAAAUUACAAUUUGUUCAUUGUGCACGUGCCCUCGUGCCAUUGCAAACCCAUAUGCUGAUUUAGUUUUUGGAUUUUAAGCAAAAAUAGUCCAUAUGCUUUAUUUCCAAGUCUUCUGAAGCCAUUUAAGCUUUCACCCAUUUCAGUUUUUUUGGCAUCAUUCACCGCCUAGCUCACAUUUCUCUCCAAAAGAGCAAAAGUACUAUUAAAGGUCAUAAAUACCCAUUAUUCAUAAAUAUUCACUGACCUAUGUAAUCAAGUUAAAUUAAAUAAUAAUCCAAUGCUGUUGUUGGUGGCUUCUUAACGCUCUAGACAUGAAUUAUCUUAAAUGUCUUUGUACAAAGCUAUUGUACGGCUUCGGAAAACCUGAAAUGUAGUGCAAAAGUCAUAUUGAUUUAAUGUUAUUGUGCUUUUUCCCUACAGCAAAAAGCACACGAAUACUUCAAAAGCUCUUUGUCAGCAUAUAGGUUUGGAACAACACGAGGGCGAGUGAAUAAUGACUGAAGAUUCAUUCUUGGCCUGAACUAUUUUUGUUUACGCGUACGAAGCUCUAUGAUGAGACUUGCGUUGAACGGAGGGAGGCGACUCGCUGGUUUUAGCACACCUGCAGCAGAUACUUUUGUUUGCCUAGUCGAGGAAGGUGAAAGCGGUGCCAAUGUAGCCAAUUAAGCGUAAGCGCUCGAACGCCGCCUCCAGCCAACGGCGCAGAACAAUGGCUUAUUUUUAGACCCUGUGCGCGUCUCGUCGCCGUUGAUGGUUUGUGUUUCAGCGCAGGGUUGAACGCCCCGUUCCAAACACAGACUUGUAAGCUGCCUUUCUGUCUCUAGCUCUGAUAUUUAUGAGCCAUUUCUAGCAGUAUUGUAUGUUUUGUUUCUAAUAAAAAACGGCUUCGUGAUCCCA
Puntigrus tetrazona (Sumatra barb) is the source of this 3582-nucleotide messenger RNA. RefSeq names its product Sec23 homolog A, coat complex II component (gene sec23a). The coding region runs from base 128 to 2425 and encodes 765 amino acids. NCBI's taxonomy places the organism in Eukaryota, Metazoa, Chordata, Actinopteri, Cypriniformes, Cyprinidae. Gene Ontology annotation, cellular component: COPII vesicle coat; endoplasmic reticulum exit site. Gene Ontology annotation, biological process: endoplasmic reticulum to Golgi vesicle-mediated transport; intracellular protein transport; COPII-coated vesicle cargo loading. The record is from RefSeq and is a predicted model, not a curated record. Gene Ontology annotation, molecular function: GTPase activator activity; zinc ion binding. The transcript has 20 exons.